CUUGUCCUAUAGAUAUCUGCCAAACCGUGAACUCCAAAAGUCUACUAUUCAAAAGGCUUCCACAUCUCCAAUCUUAGCUUACAAUGGAAAAUCAAAUAGUUGCAAAAAUUCCCACAAAUAUUUCCCUAGAAUUGCAACAAUUUUCAUGUCUUCCAGAUGAAAUCAUCAUUGAAAUACUCUUAAGGCUUCCAGUUAAAUCUCUCUUGAAACUAAGGUGUGUUUCAAAAUCUUUGUUUUUUUUACUAUCAAGUUCACAAUUUAUGAAAAGUCAAAUCAAUUUUUGUGUUAAAGAAUGCAAGGAUGUGAAUUUUAGACUUGUUGUUGCAGUGGGUAAAAUGUGUAAUAUUUACUCUCUAGGAUUAAAAUUUGGUGAAGUUGAUUUCCCUUUGAAACACCCUUUUGGAUCUUGUAAAUUCUUGGGAUCUUGUAAUGGAUUGAUAUGUUUAACACCAAUGUCAUUUAAGCUGAUGUUGUGGAAUCCAUGUACUGGAAAGUACAAAGAGUUUCAAGAUUCAUAUGUUCAGAGUGUUGGAAGUUGUUAUAUUAGGUAUGGUUUUGGUUAUGAUGUUGUUAAUGAUGAUUUUAAGGUUGUUAAGAUUUUUAGUUUUGCUAUAGAUGAGGUGAAGUAUGAGAAUGUUGUGAAGAUUUAUAGCUUGAGAGGUGAUUCUUGGAAGAUAGGUGAGGGGUUUGUGAGUGGUUAUAUGAAUGCACAAUCGGGGGUGUUUGUGAAUGGAUUUUUGCAUUGGGAGGUAAGCGAUUGUCGCGGUUCGGGUGAUUGUUCUGAGAUUAUGACGUUGGAUUUGGCUACGGAGACGUAUGGGGUAAUGGGGUUUCCUAAUUGUGAAAAGGGGAAUGUUAGUUGGGGGUUGAGUGUUGUAGGUGGGAAUUUAGUUGCUUGUUGUAACUAUUAUCCGAAUAGAACGGAUAUGUGGGUGAUGAAAGAGUAUGGUGUGGAGAAGUCGUGGACUAAGUUGGUCUCGUUGUUGUCUCCUUUUGGUCGUAUGGGUUAUAUCUCGCCUUUGUUUGUGUCGGAGAAUGGUGAUGAAAUUUUAGUGAAGCUUGGUACGGAUAUAAGUUUGUAUGAAACGAGGAACGCUUCAUACAAAUCCUUGGAGAUUCAUUCAGCAGGUUAUCGUCUUCAAGUACAAGCGAUUACUUACAUUGAGAGUCUAGCUUCACCUCAUGUUGGUGAUGACUGGUGAGUAAGUAAGUAGCUUGGGAGAUUAUGACUUUGAAUUUGGUUGAUAAGACGCAUGGGAUAAUGGUGUUGCUUAGUUGUGGAAAUGGAAACUUUCGUUGGAUGUUAAGUGUUUUAGGUAGACGUUACCUAGUUGCCUGCUGUAGCAAUUAUCCCGAUAGGAUAGAUCUGUGGGUGAUGAAGGAGUACGCGGUGAAGAAUAUCCUCUCUUCUCCGGUCUCUCUUUGGUCGUAGGGGAUAUAUCUCGCCUUUGUUUGUAUCAGA
This is a messenger RNA of Capsicum annuum, 1462 nucleotides long. RefSeq names its product F-box/kelch-repeat protein At3g06240. Bases 84 to 1202 code for a protein of 372 amino acids. Lineage: Eukaryota; Viridiplantae; Streptophyta; Magnoliopsida; Solanales; Solanaceae. The transcript has a single exon. Gene Ontology annotation, molecular function: protein binding. The record is from RefSeq and is a predicted model, not a curated record.